UUCUACCCACCAACACACAACCCACCAGCAGAAAUCAGAGAGAGACAUGGCUUCCGCAUCUGUCAUCUUAGCAGCCCUGUUUCUCUCACUAAACCUCCUUUUGUUUAGCUGUGACGCCUCCGCCGCUGCGUGUGGACCAGCAGCCACCCCAAAGCCCAGACACAAGCCCAAGCCCACGCCCUCGCCCUCUGCCCCGCCCCCUUCGGCUACGAAGCCGACGCACAAGCCCAAGCCCACGCCCUCGCCCUCUGCGCCGCCCCCUCCCGCUACAAAGCCAACGACCAAGCCCAAGCCCACACCCUCUGCGCCGCCCCCUCCCGCCACAAAGCCAACGAUCAAGCCCACUCCCUCUGCACCAACCUCUCCUUCCUCCUCCCCCCCAACUUCAUCUGGCAAGUGCCCCGUGGACACUCUCAAGUUGGGCGCCUGUGCUAACGUGCUUAGCGGCUUGGUAGACGUGGUGGUCGGCCCAGGCAGCAGCCAGUGCUGCACCCUCCUUCAGGGCCUGGCCGACGUCGACGCAGCGGCCUGCCUCUGCACUGUCAUCAAGGCCAACAUUCUCGGCAUCAACCUCAACGUCCCAGUCACCCUCAGCUUGCUCCUCAAUGCCUGUGGCAGGGUUCCCUCUGCCGACUACACCUGUGCCUGAGCUUGCCUGAUGCCACUUUGCAAUUCCUUGGUUUCUUUUACAUCACUCCACUUCCCUGAGUCAUUUCCUUUCUAACUUCUUCAAAGUUGUGAUCGUCUGUGAUUUGCAUGCUGGUAGUCAGGUCAAGUCCUUAGAUAGAUGUGUGCUGAGCUUCUCGUGGUAGACAUCGUUCUUUCAUGAAUAUGUCUUUUUUUAUUUAGUCGGCCUUUUUUGUUCACUCAUGAUCAUGAAAGAGCGUUGCUGAGUGCAAGUUUUUUCCUUUUCA
Messenger RNA from Nymphaea colorata (pocket water lily), 914 nucleotides. Its product is annotated as lipid transfer protein EARLI 1-like. The record is from RefSeq and is a predicted model, not a curated record. The transcript has a single exon. The coding region runs from base 47 to 649 and encodes 200 amino acids. Lineage: Eukaryota; Viridiplantae; Streptophyta; Magnoliopsida; Nymphaeales; Nymphaeaceae.